AUGGACGCUCAGCGCGCUUUACUCGAUAGUCUUAUGGGUUUAAAUCGUGAUGGAGAUCGACCAAAUGAAGCUACAUUAGACUAUACACAUCCUAAAGUAUGUAAACUCUAUUUAUGUGGUUUAUGUCCACGUGAAUUGUUUCAACAUACACGUCUAGAUUCAGGUGCGUGUGAUUUCCUGCAUAUUCCUGCUUUACGUGUGGCUUUUCAAGAAGAACAGGUCGUGAAACGGGACUUUGACUAUGAACAACAAUUAGCCAAUGAGCUUUCAAAGAUGCUGGUCGAUGUUGAAAAGAAAAUUACACGGGCUCAGAAACGAUUGGACGAAAAUGGAGAAGAGAAUCAGGAGAGGAUCCAGAUCCUCGAGCUUACAAAGGAGAUGCAGGACGCAACAAGUCUGGCUGAACAAGCAACAAAAGAAGGACAUAUUGACAAAUCCAUGCAAUUAAUGGAGCAUGUGGAACUUUUGAAGAGGAAAAGAAGAGAAGUGCUGCGUCAAAACAAUGUGAAUUCAAAUGCUACGGGGGUAGCCAUGAUGGUGGAAAAUGUGAACCAGAAAUUACGAGUCUGUGACGUGUGUGGCGCGUUUCUAAGCAUUUUUGACAGUGAUCGAAGACUAGCUGAUCAUUUUGGAGGUAAAGUACACGUUGGCUAUGUACAGAUUCGAAAGAAAUUAAAGGAAUUGAUGGACAAGAGAAAUGCAGACAAGAAGGAAGAUAAGCCGAAACGAUGGCGGCCCGUGGAUCGAUUGAAACGAGACGAACAUUUGCAUAGACGGCGAGAAAGCAGACCAGAACGUAGUCGCGUGGAUGAUCGAGAGCGGCCGAGAGAUAGAGAUCGGGUGAGGAGGAGUCGAGAGCGCCGACGUCAUCGUGAUCGAAGUCACGGCCGUAGCCAUCGGAGACGACGAUCGAAGAGCUCUAGCCGUAGUCCUGAGCGAAAGCAAAGUCGGAGUCAUCGACAUCGCCACUAG
Molecule: messenger RNA, 972 nt
Organism: Peronospora belbahrii
Lineage: Eukaryota; Oomycota; Peronosporomycetes; Peronosporales; Peronosporaceae
Source: the annotation of a GenBank genome assembly